Messenger RNA from Anolis carolinensis (green anole), 995 nucleotides. RefSeq names its product keratin, type II cytoskeletal 4. Lineage: Eukaryota; Metazoa; Chordata; Lepidosauria; Squamata; Anolidae. Gene Ontology annotation, cellular component: keratin filament. The record is from RefSeq and is a predicted model, not a curated record. Gene Ontology annotation, biological process: intermediate filament organization; keratinization. Gene Ontology annotation, molecular function: structural constituent of skin epidermis. The transcript has 4 exons. Bases 492 to 968 code for a protein of 158 amino acids.
GGUAACUCAGUAAGGGAUCCCAAGUGUAUAACUGGUAAAUCUAGCAGUAAAAUGAAAUAUGGCUGUGAUCCUUCCUUACUAAGCAUUGCUUAAACAAGGCAGUGGGGUUCCAUGCGGAAUAGAUAACACAUAGAUGUAAUGUAAAUCUUGCUCUCCAGGCCUGUUUUAUUUUUCCUGUUCUAUAAUUUGUAAUCAAAAAGACAUUAUUUUAUUCUGGGAUAGCCAAAAUCUCCAGAACAUAGCUAUGUGUCCCUAAAGCAAAAUGUGAUAGCAUGACAAGACCUUUUUCCUGGUUUAUUUUUCCAGCUUAUUCUCUUCUGUUUUUGAAAAAGUGAAUUCAAGGACUGAAUAUUUCCCCUUCUGCCUAAAUAGGCACAGUUAAAACUUACAGACGAUAAUCUUGACCCCUGUUAUAAUUUCAGGUGAGACACUUAGAACAGCAGAAUAAACUUCUGGAAACCAAAUGGAGCUGUCUGCAGCAACAGGAACCCAUGGAGAAGCAAAAUACUGAACAUCUGUAUCAGAAUUAUAUUGUGACUCUGAAGAAGCAGCUGGACCUUUUGCUGGAUGAACGGGAGCAGCUUAAACUAGAACAAGUCAAAUUCCAGGAUGUGGUUGAAGAAUAUAAAUCCAGGUAUGAAGGCGUAAUCAAUCGACGUCUGGGUGCAGAAAACGAAUUCGUGGUGUUGAAGAAGGAUGUGGAUUGUGCCUAUACUAGCAAGGUGGAGCUGGAGGUGAAAGUGGAUUCCCUAAGACAGGAGCAAGACUUCCACAGAUGUGUCUAUGAUACAGAACUGGAAAGCUUAGCAACUGCGAGUGACACCAAUGUUGUUGUAUCUAUGGACAACAGUCGCGACUUGGACAUGGAAGGCAUCAUUGAAUCAGUGAGGUGCCAGUAUGAAGAGAUUGCCCAGAGGAGCAAGGAUGAGGUCAAUGCCCUGUAUGAAACCAAGGUAAACAUCACAUAGGCAGGCAAAGCAUUGGUUGCCAUUGAA